GUCUAAUUCUAUGGAGAAUGUCCAACCUAUAUGCAGCCAAUUAUCCCUCCAUAUCCGAUGAAACCGGGACAGAAAUAUCUACCUUUCUCCCAUCACAUCAAGAGGUCUGAUAUCUGUCUUGCCGCACCCAUUCUACCAGCCAUGUUUCACACCUGGUACCGCCUGUGCAGAUCUCAAGCAGUAGCUCCCGUGCACUUCUGACGUUCCAUCCCCAGGCUCUGGGGAAUACACCGUGGUAGGCAUGCACGGCAACCAGGAGCCAUAAAUUCUCAUAUUUUGACGGUCUCAGCG
This is a messenger RNA of Aspergillus welwitschiae, 291 nucleotides long. RefSeq lists its product as uncharacterized. The record is from RefSeq and is a predicted model, not a curated record. The transcript has a single exon. The coding region runs from base 31 to 201 and encodes 56 amino acids. NCBI's taxonomy places the organism in Eukaryota, Fungi, Ascomycota, Eurotiomycetes, Eurotiales, Aspergillaceae.